CGAGACUUGAUCAGACUCCUGUCUUGUCUCCAUUCUUCUUGCCCCUUGCCCCUUCUCAUUCUCACCCCCUCCUCCAGGUAUCCCUGUCGACUGACCCACGGGCCGGGUCACGUGGUGCCCGACCAGGGACCUGGAUACGAGGGAAAAAGGUGAAGAAGCUACUGGAGGCAGCCGGCUGGCUCAGAGAAACAUCGGGACCUGGCCACGCAGUAGCCUGCUGCGCUGGAAUGAGGAUCUUGGUAACUAUGAGCACCUGGAUGUGGCUACUGCUGGGAAUCUCUCUCCUAAUACGAAAAAAUGAAGCAAUCUUGACCAGACAUUUUUCAGGGACAUUUGGAGGCGAGUGGGACACAAUCCCUCAGGUCCAGGGGACCUCAAAUAAAUAUGCCCAAUCUGGCUGUACCGAUACAGUAGGAAAAACAGUUUGCUGGAAUAAGACUCCACCUGUGCACGUCUCUGAUGGAGGUGGACCCCAAGAUCAGGUAAGACAGAAUAUAGUCCAAAAGCAACUGGAAAACAUUGUAAACCACAUGUCUCCUAAAUUUAACUACCAUCCAAUAGCUUUACCCAAAAAUAGGAAUAUGAAUCUAGACCCCCAAACCCUGAAAAUGCUAGACAUCACACAUAGAUUACUUAAUCAAUCCAACCCUUCUUUGGCUCAAAAUUGCUGGUUAUGCCUUCAUUUAGGACUAUCUAUGCCUAUUGCUAUCAAUGUUAAUUCCAUUGAAUUGUCAUCUAAUAACUGCAUGCCCAUCAUGCCUUUACCAGUGCCACCUGUCUUUUCUGAAGCACCCUGUAUUGUCUCUCUUUAUAGAGACGACAGUUAUGCUAUUGGUAUUGGCAUACUCUCUUUGACCAAUUGCACUGACAUCAUCAAUGUUACUUAUUCCCCUUGUGCUCCCAAUGAUAUGGUAUUUGUUUGUGGCAAUAACUUGGCAUAUACCAUUCUUCCCACUAAUUGGACAGGAUUAUGUACUAUCGCCCUUUUACUACCCGAUAUAGAUAUAGUCAAUGGAAAUUAAUCUUUACCUACACCAUCCUUUGAUUAUAUAUCUGGCCGUUCUAGAAGGGCUAUCCAAUUUCUCCCUCUCUUGGCCACUCUGGGAAUCACUGCUGGCAUGGCCACUGGUACCGCUGGUAUGAGCAUUGCUAUACAUAAAUAUACUGAACUAUCUCAACUUAUGGCAGAAGAUAUACAAGCCCUAUCAGGCACAGUUAAAGAUCUUCAAGAUCAAUUAGAUUCCUUAGCUGAAGUAGUACUACAGAAUAGAAGAGGUUUAGAUCUUCUAAAGGCUAACCAAGGAGGCAUCUGCUUAGCAUUACAGGAAAAAUGCUGCUUUUAUGCAAAUAAGUCAGGAAUUGUUCGAGACAAAAUAAAGAAAUUGCAAGAUAAUCUAGAGGAAAGAAAAAGAAAAAUUAUGAACAACCUGUUUUGGAGCGGGCUAGAUGGCUUUCUGCCUUAUCUCCUUCCAUUUUUAUGGCCCCUCCUUGGCUUACUAAUUUUGCUGUCGCUAGGACCUUUUCUUUUUAACAAAGUCAUGGCCUUUAUAAACAACAAAUUGAUGCUAUUAAAAUGCAGCCCCUCCAGGUUCAUUAUCACAGACUUGCUAUGGAAGAUGAACGCAUAACCGUAACUACUUAGGGGACUGGCUAGUCAAGGAUGGAUAACGAGGACCCUCAUCUCAGACUUUGCUUAUCCUACCAACCUAAGACAGGAGCCCGGUCAGAUAGCUACUGUGUAUCCCAUGACGGGUAAGGAGGAUCAGCUGAGAUGGUAAGGCGGUCCCCACCUAAGACAGACACAGUCACCCCGCCCUCUCGGUGGAGAGCUGGCAAAACUUUAAAGGUAAAAUGUACAUUUAAAAAUAUUAUAAAAAAGGGGGACCUGUGGAAGGCUGACACCACAGCAUCUAUUUUGUAGGCCAAGUGCUAUUUCCGGUACUAACAGACUUAGGUUUCUAUUUCCCUGCAAAUGCUAGGCCUAAGUUUCUAUUUCCCUGCAAACGCCAGGCCUCUUCUCAUAAAUCACGUGAGUGAAACUUGGAAGCUUGCCGUUUGGAACUUAUCUCCACCAAGGCCAGGUUGCUUGGAUACCUGGUGAUGUAAACCUCCUCCUUCACCUACCCUUAUAUACCCUGGAAGAACUUUGCAAUAAACGAGACUUGAUCAGA
Nycticebus coucang (slow loris) is the source of this 2171-nucleotide messenger RNA. RefSeq names its product syncytin-1-like. The record is from RefSeq and is a predicted model, not a curated record. The transcript has 3 exons. NCBI's taxonomy places the organism in Eukaryota, Metazoa, Chordata, Mammalia, Primates, Lorisidae. The coding region runs from base 228 to 1022 and encodes 264 amino acids.